This is a messenger RNA of Coffea eugenioides, 1685 nucleotides long. Its product is annotated as shewanella-like protein phosphatase 1. Bases 80 to 1429 code for a protein of 449 amino acids. Lineage: Eukaryota; Viridiplantae; Streptophyta; Magnoliopsida; Gentianales; Rubiaceae. The record is from RefSeq and is a predicted model, not a curated record. The transcript is spliced from 9 exons. Gene Ontology annotation, molecular function: hydrolase activity.
CAAAAUCCUAAAAGCUGAGAAUAAUCCUGAUUGAGGAAUGAGUGGGAUGAGUCGUCUCCCGCACCCGAGUCCUGAAUGAAUGGCUUCCUUUGUUUCUCUCAACUGUUCCUUCCCACUCCAACCACCGCCAUCUGCUUCUUCUUCUUCUUCUUCAUUAUCUUCACCACAAUCUCAGCCACGUAAACUUAUCGACAUCUUAUCUUCCACCUGCCACCAAACAACAACAGCAGCAACAAGAACAACUCCCGCUUCAACUCCACCACCACAUAAUAACUACGGCGGCUGCAGCAACUUAAUAAAGCCCAUCGUCGUAAAUGGGGAGCCCCCCACUUUUGUCUCUGCCCCUGGUCGCCGAAUUGUUGCUGUUGGUGAUCUACAUGGGGAUCUCGACAAAACAAGAUCCGCACUUGAGAUUGCUGGUGUACUCAGUUCUGAUGGUCAAGACUUGUGGAUUGGUGGAGAAACAGUAUUAGUUCAGCUUGGAGAUAUACUUGAUCGGGGUGAAGAUGAAAUUGCUAUUCUUUCUCUGUUGAGGUCAUUGGACAUCCAGGCAAAAGCAGACGGUGGAGCAGUUUUCCAGGUCAAUGGUAAUCAUGAAACCAUGAAUGUCGACGGUGAUUUCAGAUAUGUUGAUUCUGGGGCAUUUGAUGAGUGCACAGACUUUUUGGAGCACUUGGAAGAAUGUGAAUAUAACUGGGAAGAAGCUUUUGCUAGUUGGGUUGAUGUAUCAGAAAGGCAGAGAGACGAGAGGAAGAGGUCUCAAAGUUACUGGGGUCCAUGGAAUUUGGUAAAGAGACAGAAGGGUGUGAUUGCAAGGUCAGCCCUGCUAAGACCAGGGGGUCCAUUGGCAUCUGAGUUGGCACGACAUGCUGUUAUUCUGAAGAUUGAUGAUUGGGUCUUCUGUCAUGGUGGCCUCCUUCCUCACCAUGUAUCUUACGGCAUAGAGAGGAUAAAUAAAGAAGUAUCUCACUGGAUGAGAGGUCUUGGUAACACAGACAGCUACUUAGAGACCCCUUUCAUAGCAACAAGAGGCUAUGAUAGCGUUGUCUGGAACCGUCUAUACUCCAGAGAUAUUUCGGAUCUAUAUGACUAUCAGAUAAGUCAGAUUGAAUCAAUACUUGAAGAGACGCUGCAAGCUGUAGGUGGUCGGCGAAUGGUGGUUGGACACACUCCUCAACCAAUGGGAGCAAACUGCAAAUUCAACUGCAGCAUAUGGCGAAUUGAUGUUGGCAUGUCCAGUGGGGUUCUUGAUUCAAGACCUGAGGAUUUGUGUUGCACAUUCAUUCUAGCUAGUAUAACUGUAUGCAAGGCUCAAAUUUUCCCUCUUCCCUCCGACACUCUGUCCAGUCGUGAUCAGAAUGAAUCCAUCCGGUUCUCCAGAAAGUGGCAAGAAGGGUUUUCCCAAAUCAACAAAGCAAGCACAAAAUAAUCAGGUCUGGCUAUGACCGCGAAUCGAAAUUGACAUGCAUUUUCUAUACUCCACCAUGGAACAUAUUGUUUGAUUCGUUAUUGUAGAAUAAGGCAUAUUACCAAUUGUAUACAGAAUGUAAAUAAGAAGUGUUCGGCAUUAAAUCACAAUUAUGAACAUUUGCAGAAUUCUGAUCUUCGAAAUUACCAGGGCUAGUGUUACUGGUGGUUAUGCUGCGAACAAGUCAAAUAUCAAAUGACUUGAGAAUUCAACUGAA